AUGGCCGUCAAUUUAUCUAGUUCUGAUCACCAUCUUACUCAAUAUGAACGAAUAAGGCGUCGACUUAGUUUGCCUAAUUUUCAACAAGAUCCCAUCGGUGAUUCUAUUCAUCCUUCCGAUCUAAUUUCAAGUCAAAAUCAACACCGAUUUGGGCGUCAUUAUCGACGUGUAUCCGUGGCUAUGAGUAGAAUAUCGGAAAGAGAUUCAAUUCAGAACAGUUUACGAGCAAUCAGAAACAUGAUUUCUGCCAUAUACCAAUUUAUCAAGAAAUGGGUCAUGGUGAUUAUUCAGCACGCUUGGGAUAUCAUUUGUUUGAACUAUGCGACUAUGUCUGAACGUGCUGAUCUUGAGGGACGAUCGGCUAUGGACUCCUUUUUAAUUAAAAUUCUAAAAAAUGUCCGCUAUCAAAAUUAUCAAAUUCGGUUAGCUGAUGAUUUAUAUGGUAAUAUUAUUCGCAUGCCUUGGAGUUACAUCUUUGGAUUAAUCGCUAUGAUGUAUUUAUUUAUUAGCGUUCUAUUUACAUUUACUUAUGUAGCCGUUGAUAGUCUUGAUCUUCAUUUGGGUUAUUCAUUUUGGCACUGGUUUGUCUUUAGUUUAUCAACUACAACAUGCCUUGGCUUAAGUAAUCUCGAUGCUGAUCAAGUUCAUAUCGGCAUCUUGUUAAUUGCUAACUUCCAAGCAUUUAUAUCUCAACUAUUACUAGCCUUCAUAACUGGUAUCGUAUUUGCUCGUUUCUCACGAAGACGAAGUCAAAUUCGAUUUGCUGAAAAGUUGAUUAUAAAUCAGAUGGAUGGUAUUGAUUGCAUUCAAGGACGAUUAACUCCACAUCGGCCUCGAUUUGGUAUUUUUGAUUGUAACAUUCGAUUGUAUUUAAAUCAGCCCUACGUUACUAAAGAAGGAGAAUGUGGACUUAGGACAAUAGAGGUUCCAUUAUUGAUAAAUAAUGUCCCAACCAUGGCUAUCAUGAUGAAGUUUACCCAUCGAUUAGAUGAAUCUAGUGCAAUCAGAAAAAUGAUGAUAGACCCUAACAGUGAUUUUAGUUUAAUGACAACUCUCUCAGGUGUUGAUGCUUGUACUCUAAAUCCAAUUUUUGACGUUAAAAGAUACCAUCGAACUGAUAUCAAAAGAGAUCACAGGUUUGUUGACAUGUUGGAAAGAAUUUAUACGAGUGAAACCGAAAGUGAAGUUCACAUCGAUCUCAAUAAAUUAGAUCAAAUCAUACCAGAUCAAAAUGGAAUUGAAAAAGCGAAGGAUAAACAAACUAAAGCAUAA
Trichoplax adhaerens is the source of this 1272-nucleotide messenger RNA. RefSeq lists its product as uncharacterized. The record is from RefSeq and is a predicted model, not a curated record. Lineage: Eukaryota; Metazoa; Placozoa; Uniplacotomia; Trichoplacea; Trichoplacidae. Gene Ontology annotation, cellular component: plasma membrane. Bases 1 to 1272 code for a protein of 423 amino acids. The transcript has 3 exons. Gene Ontology annotation, biological process: regulation of monoatomic ion transmembrane transport; potassium ion import across plasma membrane. Gene Ontology annotation, molecular function: inward rectifier potassium channel activity.